AUGAUGAUACCUUAUAAAGGUCGUAAAGCAGGUAAACGAAAGCAGUACAUAAAAAUGAAACCUAAGAAAUGGGGGUUUAAGAAUUUUGUCCGUGCGGGUGUUUCGGGUAUCAUCUACGAUUUUAUUCUGUAUGGUGGCGACGAUACCUUUCGUGGACUGACUUUUUCAGAGAAAGAAGCUACAAUUGGUUUAGGAGGUAUGGUAGUGCUUGCAUUGUGUCAAACUAUAAAGAAAAAGCCGGCCAUUGUGUAUGCUGAUAACUUUUUUAUGUCGCCUGAACUAACAUAUAUUCUGCGGGAAGAAUACGGGAUCCUUAGUCUAGGAACAAUAAGGACUAAUCGUCUCAGAGGCUGUCAAGAGUUAUUGCCAACUGACAAACAAUUAAAAAAGAAGAAACGCGGUUCUAGCGCCCAGGUGGUUUGCAAUAAGAAUAAGUUGGCAGUCGUAAAGUGGAACGACAAUAAAGUGGUUACACUUAUUAGCACCUACAUAGACUCGUACCCCUUAGAAACAAUCAAACGAUACGAUAAGGAUGAGAAAAAGAAAGUAGAUGUAGAAUAUCCUCAAGUGGUCAAACAUUACAACAAACAUAUGGGAGGGGUCGAUUUAGCAGAUAUGUUGAUAUCGUUAUAUAGAACUCCCUUCAAAAGUCACCGUUGGUACUUGGGAAUAUUUUCACAACUUGUUGAUAUGUGUAUAAAUAACGCUUGGCUCCUACAUAGAAGAGAUGGGAAGAAGACUUCAUUGAAAGAUUUCAGAUUUGAAUUGUUUGAUGGGUUGUCUAAGUCUAAUAGAAUAGGAACAAACCAAAACGUUACAGACGAUAUAGGCGAGAAUCUGAAAAUCCAUAAACCAGUCUCAGUCCGACCAACUGAUAGCGUCAGAUUUGAUAACACAGGUCAUCUUCCAGAAGCAGGUAAUGAAACAAUGCGUUGCAAAUAUUGUAAGAGUGGAAGAACAUCUGUCUACUGUAUAAAAUGUAACGUACAUUUGUGUUUUGUUGUGGGAAAAAUAAAACGUAAUUGCUUUCGUAAUUUUCACCUAAAAUAAUAAAGAAUAAUUUAAAUA
Messenger RNA from Danaus plexippus (monarch butterfly), 1068 nucleotides. RefSeq names its product piggyBac transposable element-derived protein 2-like. Bases 1 to 1050 code for a protein of 349 amino acids. The record is from RefSeq and is a predicted model, not a curated record. NCBI's taxonomy places the organism in Eukaryota, Metazoa, Arthropoda, Insecta, Lepidoptera, Nymphalidae. The transcript has a single exon.